This is a messenger RNA of Carassius auratus (goldfish), 2325 nucleotides long. It is a transcript of the gene c16h19orf85, whose product is annotated as chromosome 16 C19orf85 homolog. The record is from RefSeq and is a predicted model, not a curated record. The transcript has 4 exons. The coding region runs from base 553 to 2229 and encodes 558 amino acids. NCBI's taxonomy places the organism in Eukaryota, Metazoa, Chordata, Actinopteri, Cypriniformes, Cyprinidae.
UAAAAAAAUGCUAUAUGUGGGUGCUGAAUUUUUCAUUUUCUUUGAUAUCACAAAUUAAGCAUGCACAGUUCAAAUGAAUAUGUAUCUGCUGCUAUGAGUCCUGUCCUCUGGACUGCGUUCCAUUAUGAAUAACCCCACAGAUAUGUAAAAACAACCUUUUGUCCUAGGGCGAAGGCAAUUUGUCAGUGGCAACCAACGGAGCUCUCAGGCAGGAGAAUGUGUUAAUGAGAGAUCAAUUAAAGGCCCGUUAAGCGCUGUGUUUGUUAACACUUAACAAGCGCUGCUGUUUCUGACAGAGCUUCAGUUGACUUCUUGGUAAUUGCUUUUCUUUUUAUUUGGCUGCACUUCUGUCCUCUUUAAUGGUGCUAUCUUGCCAUCCUUUAUCUAAGCAGACAAAGAAUCGCUCAUUCAAUGAAUCGAUGCCACCCUCCUCUCAUCAUUCGCUCUCUCUCUUUUGGUUUCUUGGUCAGUCAAGGUACAUAACCUGUGCAAAGCCUUUUGCUUCUCUGUGCACAUCAAUUCAAAGUGGAUUCUUAUUGAGCAACAGAAGCUAUGCGUCCAUCCAGUAUUUUUACCUUUGAACCGGGGUUGGAGGCGGGAGUGCCGUGGGGCCGUGAUCUUUUUACUUUCGUGACUUCAGCAGCGGGUCACAUGAUGAGGACUUUGCAAAGACCACGGAAAAACAAGCCAUCAAAACGACAAGUCAAUCAUCGCAGGUUUCUGCACAACAUGAUACAGAGAAAAUUUGCUGAAAUAGAGGCAUCGAACCAUCAGCUUGCAUCUGCUUUAUGUUCAACUGAUAACCCCCCCGAUCAUCUCACUCCCAGAUUAUCUCACAUUGAAACAGACCAGUCACCCAAACCUUCAAAAAGAGCUAUUGAAUCUUAUAUAUCUGUAAAUGCUGACAAAACUGAAGCGCUUCCUGAACAACAAGAGGAUUUGUGUGACCUCUGGACAUUGGACAGUCUUUUGGACACCGAUGCGGCUGAUAAAAGUUUCUCACCGUGCCAGUUCUCCAACAGUAGAGGAACGAAUCCGAGAACUGAGACGGACGGCAAAGCUUUGGAAAACAUCCCUGCAAGCUCAAUGGAGAAGGACAUCGACUUCAGCUUCGAAAGGGAGCCAGCAUCUACUGGUUUAGAAAGCCUGACUCAUAUGAACAACAGUCUCCUAGAGGAGAGCGUGUCCUGGUUUGGGUCCACUGAAAGAACAAGAUCAUAUUCGAAACCACGUCUCACCAAGUACCAUGACGUGAAGUUGCUCCCCACCGAUGCUGAUGUUCAAGACCUUUCACCUCCUUCUCCAGUGAUUUCACUCUUGUCUUUGGAUUCAUGUGAUUUGGAGGUUCAGAUGCUCAUAGAUGCAGAGCACAAUGUGAACCAAAUGCAAGAUGCCAGCAUCAGAGAGAGUCUCCAAAUGGAUAUGGUGGAUGACCUUGACCUACUGGAUUGUUCUGGUACUCCUGGAGAUCUGGCUAAAACGGCUGAGUGGAUGGAUCACAGUGAAGAGUUUCCAAGCUCUCUGGAUUCGGAUCUAGAGAAACUAACAGGUUCUUUUGGUGGGGCCAAUAACUCCAUGUCCAAUUUGGGCCAAACAGGUCAUGAAUGUUUUGCUAAUGUUCUCUGUAGUCAAGAGCCACAUAGACGUAGUUUCCAUCAUGAUGAAAUAAACUAUAUUAUGAACCACAAUAUGAUUCUAGAAGACCGGUUCGGUCAGGUUGAACCUUGCAUGAAGACGAAUGAAAAGGAGGAUGGUUAUUUAGAUACAGAUUUUUCUGUCAUGGAUGGUAAUCACAUGUUCCCAGUAUUUGAGAGACAGUUGGACCAAUGCAAAAGGAUUCUUUAUGAAAACUGGGAACAACAAUCUCUUAAAAGCUCAUACAAGAACUAUACAAGUCCAGAUCUGAUUAUGAUGCAAAGCACUGGUAUCAGAAAUGUUGACAAAAACACUGUUCAGGUUGAGAAUCUCAACCAGACUUUAUCAGGCUCCCAGUGCCCGAUAACAUGCUGCCUUGAAGGUUUUUGUUAUCAUAAAGAAGCCUCUGGUUUUUACACGAAAUUCAGAGGCAGUCACAACUUUGAGGGCGUGGCUACAUCUUUCCCAGCCACACUGCAUAAGCUCCACCCCACUCCAAUUCCGACUCCGCCUCUAGAUGAUGAUUGGUUGUUUGGUAAUAUUGUGGCGGAGGAAGAGGUGAAUACCAUGAAUAAUACAUUUGGAAAGUACUGAUCAGUCACUGGACAGUAAUUGUAUGAACUGUAUUCAUGAAUUUCAUUGUUUAUUACACUUUUGUGAUUUUUAUGAUAAUUUCUGUGAAAUGUUCUC